Molecule: messenger RNA, 2093 nt
Organism: Sardina pilchardus (European sardine)
Lineage: Eukaryota; Metazoa; Chordata; Actinopteri; Clupeiformes; Clupeidae
Exons: 10
Coding region: 1-1236 (411 amino acids)
Cellular component (GO): cytoplasm
Molecular function (GO): protein binding
Source: RefSeq, a predicted model, not a curated record
AUGUCGAAGACACAACCUUCUCAGAAGAAAAAAGUGGUUGUGUCGCCAGGGAACAAGACCACAGCGGGUAAAACUCUAGCUGUCAUUAAACUCCGCGGGCUCCUACGGGCUUAUGAGAGCCACUGCACGAAGGUGGGCAGCUGCGUCAGCACGGUUCUGAGAGAAGACCUUUCACGGUGCAUUGACUUUCAAAAACCCCUGAACAAGAUCACCCUGUUUUUCCCAGAAUGCAGCACUGCAGAGCGGGCGUCAGUGAGCGUAUGUCCCUUGCUGUGUGCGGUGCGAGAUGAACGCUACACCCACCUGAAGGAGCUACGUCUCUGGGACCUGCCCAUCAAACAUCAGGACAUGGCUGACCUUUGUCUGCUGCUGGAGCGUAAGGGCAGGACGGUGUAUCCACUGGUCACGCUGGAGCUGCUGGACUGCAGGCUUGACCACUGGGCUCUGGCGAGACUGGGUCGGGCCAUAGCCCUCAGCUCCAUCACCACCCUCAAUCUGGACUACACACCUAUUGAGCUGGAGGGGUUGAAAGACCUACUCAGUGGCCUGGAGUGGGGUAACCAUGUCCUCUCCUUGAGUUUGUGCUAUUGCGGACUGGGACCGUGGAGUGGAUCUCCCCUCGCCUCCCUUGUCUCCAGGAGCACCGUCCGGCACCUCUACAUCAAUGGCAAUGGCCUGCAGAGAGGGGGCGCCACUGAGCUACUGCAGCCUUUGGCAGAAUAUGCAGAGCAGACUGCCAUGGCUCAGCAGACUACACAUGCCACAGAUGCGGCCAAUGAAAACUCCUGUCGAGGUUUAUCUCAGGACAACAAAGUGAAGAGGCUGAAGGGUAAAGGGCAGAAAAAGCGAAGGAAGAGGGUGAAAAGAAAGAGUGCAGGUGCCAUGGCGACUGGGCCUUGGCUGGAGAAGCUGCACAUGCCGGAUAACGCCAUAGACGAGGCAGGGCCAGGGGCUGCUGCUGCAGGGAUGGACCUCGUCAACAUCAUUUGUGUUCUGGUCAAGCACUCGUCUCACCUCCUGGAGCUGGACCUGGGUGAGAACCAUGUCGGAGAGGCAGGUGGCAAACUACUACUGGAGGCUGUCAUUGAACGCCGCAAAGCUAAACUCCCCCCUGUUAAAAUCGGAGUCUCUACGAGGAUGAGCCCCUCUACCUUCUCUGCCAUUUUUAAAAGCGCCAAAGAGUUGAAGUCAAUGACGAGAAAGCGACCAUCCAGAAGAAAGACGAAGAAGAACUGAGUCAGUCCAGUUGCAGUGGGGGUCCAGGUUGCCGUUGAAGGCAGAGGAACCGGAGUUGGGAAAGGACAUACAUCAAGGCGUGAGGAUGUUCUGUGAAGGUUACGGAACCCUGUGAGGUGCCGGCUGGGCAUCUGGAACUCUUCCUCCGCCAGCCACGGCACUCUGGCACACGGCAUCGCUCUGACCCUGUGACCUUUGACCUGUCUCCCGAUGACAGGAUGGGAUAGCACCUCGUUGUGUCGGCAUCACUUAAGAAUGUAGUGUAGUGUUCUCUGGAAUUUGGGGAACCAAAAAACAAGUGUUCCCCAUUGGGAUAUUGAAAAUGAUUUGAGAAUGUUUGAUGGACAAAUAGAAAUGUCCUGUAGUUUGCCAUUUUCAGACAGUUUUUUUGCAGACAGCGAAUUUAAAAAUGUUCUGCCACAUUCACUGUCACGCUCUGCUUCUGAGGGUCUGUGAGAGUGUGAGAACUAAUUCCCCUUUUUGUUAUUUUCCUCGAAUAGUCCUAUUUUCCUUGAAUAGUCUCUUAAUUCAAAUUUGCUUCAUUAGCAUGAAUGUGUGAGUACAGUCUAACCAAAACCAGGGUCGACUAAUAACACAGUGGCUGAGUUAUACUUGCUGUUAGACCAAGCAUACACAUGUGUGACCUGCACGGUCCUGUCAGCAAUACUGCAUGAAACGCGGCCAAAACAUAUGAUACUGGUCUAGCACACAUCACGUUACCUGGUGUCGACGUGCGCCACCGACCCAUCAAACAAACACAGAACACGCAUGGUAGCCAUGAUGCAUAUGCGUCGUUAAGCAGCAAGUAUAACUGGGCCCUAACAUAACAAGACAGAGAUUUCAAAAGGAGGGGUGGU